AGUCUCAAGAAAAGCUAAUCCAAAAAAAAAGAAGUCUCAAGAAAAGAAUUUUUUUAGUACCAACACCAAACACUUCCCUGUUCCCUCCACUCCAGUCCACCAUCUUCUUCGCUGCUUUACUUUCUUCUCUCAAUUCAAUAAUGUCUGCUCUGGAAGCGUCUUCUUCUACUCCUGCUUUUGCUACUUCAUCGUCAUCAUAGUCAUUCGGUGGUAAGAGAAAAGACUUCUGUUGGAGGAUUUGGGUCAACUCUUACUUAAACAAGACCCUUUAGAAGCACAAAUUAAUAAUCACAUCUGGAAUUUGGAACUAGGAUAUUUGGUUCCUCCACACCUCUUGGUGCAACAAGUCAGUCUGCAUCUGGUGCAAGUAGCACCCCUGCCUUUAGUGUUAUAACCAUGAAUUCAUUUAUUGCUACAAGUACACCUGCCAUUGGUGCUAUGACCACCCCUGCCUUUGCCGUAAUGAGCACCCCUGCCUUUACCAUUAUGAGCAACCCAACCUUUAGUUCAACAAGUCCUGCAAGGAUUGAAGUCAUUGUGUUGAGUGUCCCUGUAUUUAGAUCUGAUGGAGCAUUUGGAGCUACAAGCAGUCCUAUGUUUGGUUCAUCCAGUACUUCUAUAUUGGGUUCUUCAAGCACACCAACAUGUGGUGCCUUAAGUACUCCUGCUUUUGUGUCUUCUAGUGUCCCUUCCUUCAGUGUUGGGUCCACUUUAGAUUUUGGCCAAUCAACUCCUGCAAUUAGUGCUGCAAGCAUACCUACAUUUGGUGUUAUGAGCACCCUUGCCUUUAGUGUUACAAGCACCCCAACCUUUAGUUCAACAGCAAGUCCUGCAUUCUUUGUGUCAAUUACCCCUGUAUUUGGUUCUAGUGGAGCAAUUGAAGCUUCAAGCAGCCCUAUAUUUGGUUCAUCUAGUACUUCUAUGUUUGGUUCGUCAAGCACUCCUGCAUUUGGUGCCUCAAGCAUGCCAACACUUGGUGUCCCAACUACUCCUGCAUUUGGUUCCUUUAGUGCUUCUGCUUUUGGGGCUUCUAGUAACCCAUCUUUCAGUGUUGGUUCCACUUCAGCUGUUGGCCAAUCGACUUCUGCAUUUGGUAGCGGCCCAUUUGGUACCACUGCCACUCCUUUUGGAGCUCAGAAUUCUCCUUUUGGAGCACAAUCUACAGCACCAGCAUUUGGUGGCACUGGCAUUGAGCAGUCACCUUUUGGGAGUCAACGUGGGGGAAGUAGAGUAGCUGCUUACACUCCAACAACUGAAGCAGACAGUAGUGCUGGUGCACAGGCUGGUGGGAAAUUAGAGUCAAUAUCAGCUAUGCCUGUAUACAAAGAUAAAAGCCAUGAGGAGCUGAGAUGGGAGGACUAUCAAUUGGGAGAUAAACGUGGACCUGCUAUGACCACCUCUGCCUUUAGUGCUACGUGCACCCCAAGGUCCCCAACCUUUAUUUCAACAGAAACUCCUACAUUUUGUAGCAUAGGGAUUGCAUUUGGUGUGUCAAGUGCCCCUGUAUUUGGAUCUGGCAGAGCAUUGGGAGGUUCAAGCACACCUGCAUUUGGUGCUACAAGCACCCCAGCCUUUGGUACAACAGCAACUCCUGCAUUUGUUAGCAAAGGGACGACAUUCGGUGUGUCAAGUGCCCCUGCAUUUGGAUCUGGUGGAGCAUUUGGAGCUUCAAGCAGUCCUAUAACUAGUUCUUCAAGCACCCCUGCAUUUGGUGCAUCGAGCAUGACUGCAUUUAGUGUCUCAAGCAUGCCUCCGUUUGGUACCUUAACUACUCCUGCAUUUGGUGCCUCAACUGCGCCUGCUUUUGGGGCUUUGAGCAUGCCUGCAUUUGGUGCUACGAGCACCCCAGCCUUUGGGACAACAGCAACUCCUGCAUUUGGUAGCAAAGGGGCAACAUUUGGUUUGUCAAGUGCCCCCGCAUUUGGAUCUGGUGGAGCAUUUGGAGCUUCAAGCAGUCCUAUAUCUAGUUCUUCAAGCACCCCUGCAUUUGGUGCGUCGAGCAUGACUGCAUUUAGUAUCUCAAGCACGCCUGCACUUGGUACCUUAACUACUCCUGCAUUUGGUGCCUCAACUACGCCUGCUUUUGGGGCUUCGAGCAUGCCUGCAUUUGGUUUUAUGAGCACCCCAGCCUUUGGUACAACAGUAACUCCUGCAUCUGGUAGCAAAGGGACGACAUUCAGUGUGUCAAGUGCCCCUGUAUUUGGAUCUGGUGGAGCAUUUGGAGCUUCAAGCAGUCCUAUAUCUAGUUCUUCAAGCACCCCUGCAUUUGGUGCGUCGAGCAUGACUGCAUUUAGUAUCUCAAGCACGCCUGCACUUGGUACCUUAACUACGCCUGCACUUGGUACCUUAACUACUCCUGCAUUUGGUGCCUCAACUACGCCUGCUUUUGGGGCUUCGAGCAUGCCUGCAUUUGGUUUUAUGAGCACCCCAGCCUUUGGUACAACAGUAACUCCUGCAUCUGGUAGCAAAGGGACGACAUUCAGUGUGUCAAGUGCCCCUGUAUUUGGAUCUGGUGGAGCAUUUGGAGCUUCAAGCAGUCCUAUAUCUAGUUCUUCAAGCACCCCUGCAUUUGGUGCGUCGAGCAUGACUGCAUUUAGUAUCUCAAGCACGCCUGCACUUGGUACCUUAACUACUCCUGCAUUUGGUGCCUCAACUACGCCUGCUUUUGGGGCUUCGAGCAUGCCUGCAUUUGGUUUUAUGAGCACCCCAGCCUUUGGUACAACAGUAACUCCUGCAUCUGGUAGCAAAGGGACGACAUUCAGUGUGUCAAGUGCCCCUGUAUUUGGAUCUGGUGGAGCAUUUGGAGCUUCAAGCAGUCCUAUAUCUAGUUCUUCAAGCACACCUGCAUUUGGUGCGUCGAGCAUGACUGCAUUUAGUGUCUCAAGCACGCCUGCACUUGGUACCUUAACUACGCCUGCACUUGGUACCUUAACUACUCCUGCAUUUGGUGCCUCAACUACACCUGCUUUUGGGGCUUCAAAUGCACCAUCCUUCAGCUUUGGGUCCACUUCAGCAUUUGGUAGCAGCCCAUUUGGUACCACCACUACUCCGUUUGGAGCCCAGAGUUCUCCCUUUGGAGCUCAACCUACAACAGCAUUUGGCAGCACUGGCUAUUGGCAAUCACCUUUUGGGAAUCAAGCUGGUGGAACUGCGUACACUCCAAAAUCUGAAGCUGACUGCAGUGCACAGGCUGCUGGGGAAUUAGAGUCAAUAUCAGCCCUGCAUGAAUACAAAGAUAAAAGUCAUGAGGAGCUGAAAUUGGAGGACAAUCAAUUAAGAGAUACAGGUGGACCACUUUGCGUUCCUGUUGGUGGGAUUUUCUUUAGUUCGUCUCCCUCACCAACCUUUGGCCGAUCAGCUGCGAGUCCUUUCUCUUUCUCAAUGCCUUCCAAUCAAUCUGCACCAAAAACUUCCGGCCUUGGUGGUUUAACUUUUGCCGGCUCAGCUACUCCUGCAUUCAGUUCUUCACCUUUUAGCAAGUCAACUUCACCCAGCCUUUUUGGAUCAGCAUCAUUAUCAACAACAACAAAUACAUUUGUUCUUAAUUCAUCUCCAUCUAUAUUUGGUUCAGCAUCAUCUUUCUUUAACUCUGGUCCAUCUCAGGCAACAAAUCCAGCAUUUGGUAGUUACACUCAGCCAUCCCCAUUAUUGCAAUCAUCUAUGCCUACAAUUGGGCAGACCGGCUCUACUUUUGGACAGACAACUUCCCUUGGACAGAGUACAAGUUCACACUUUGGUCAAGAAAUAUGUGGUGCUUGCUCUACUGGAUUUAGGGAUGACAAAAAUUCCUCUCAGGGCACAGAUACUGUGGUUGGUUGGGUACCUUUUGGUUGGCAUGGAGUUUGAGACUAAGUAGCAUGGAUACUUCCACAAUGUGGUUGAUUUUGAAACUUAGUAGCAUGGAUAGUGAGGAAUUUGGUUAUGUGGCUUAUAAAUUUUUUUAUUCUACAUUGGCUCUGAUAUGACACAAGCUUGUCUGAAAUUGCAAGGAGUGCAUGUUGCUAAUGCUGAUAAGGGUGCAGAGAUAAGUGAUGGCUGAUGAGGCUUGCCUGCUAAGGAUAGAAUGCUUGUUGGUUGCCCCGCUUUUUUUCAUAUAUAGGAAUUGUUAGUUGAUCAGGUUGUUAGCUAUUGUUUAAAUAAGGAUUGCUAAUACUUCAAUUAGGAUUGCUAGUGGCAAGGUUUACCAGUUAGAAUUGCCAAAUUUCCUAUCAUUAUCGCUUAUUAUUUUGAAUUUCCAAGCAUUGAAUUCGCAUUUAAGCAAAGAAUGAAAUAGAGAAGGCAAGCAAAUUAAUUCCCGAAAAUUUUCUACUCUUUGUCA
Messenger RNA from Quercus robur (English oak), 4318 nucleotides. RefSeq lists its product as uncharacterized. Gene Ontology annotation, biological process: protein import into nucleus; RNA export from nucleus; post-transcriptional tethering of RNA polymerase II gene DNA at nuclear periphery. The record is from RefSeq and is a predicted model, not a curated record. NCBI's taxonomy places the organism in Eukaryota, Viridiplantae, Streptophyta, Magnoliopsida, Fagales, Fagaceae. Gene Ontology annotation, molecular function: structural constituent of nuclear pore. Bases 397 to 3846 code for a protein of 1149 amino acids. The transcript is spliced from 7 exons. Gene Ontology annotation, cellular component: nuclear pore; nuclear pore cytoplasmic filaments.